Pleuronectes platessa (European plaice) is the source of this 5116-nucleotide messenger RNA. RefSeq names its product SMAD family member 4b (gene smad4b). The transcript has 11 exons. The record is from RefSeq and is a predicted model, not a curated record. Gene Ontology annotation, cellular component: heteromeric SMAD protein complex. NCBI's taxonomy places the organism in Eukaryota, Metazoa, Chordata, Actinopteri, Pleuronectiformes, Pleuronectidae. Gene Ontology annotation, biological process: anatomical structure morphogenesis; transforming growth factor beta receptor signaling pathway; cell differentiation. Gene Ontology annotation, molecular function: RNA polymerase II cis-regulatory region sequence-specific DNA binding; I-SMAD binding; DNA-binding transcription factor activity, RNA polymerase II-specific. The coding region runs from base 526 to 2058 and encodes 510 amino acids.
UAACCUCCACCCCUGCCUUUACUUUUAUUAGAUGUCUCAAAUACCAGGUGGUCCACAGCAGAGGUUUAUACCCUCUGUGAAGGUGUUGGUCAUUAUUUCGUCAGCAGCCUUUGCUUUUAUUUUGAAGGUAUCAAGUGCUCUUUUCCGGUGGGUUUAGGCCACUCACAGUAUCUUGACACAGUUGGAUGAACAAACUGCAGCCAGACUGGCGCCGCUAAGCUAACGAGGCAGACACGGACAACUUCUACCAGAUUUUACUGCAGCACGAACAGUUCCGUGUUUUUCUAAACUCAGCUGCACACGAGAAACAUCCAGAUCAGAAGCAGGUCGCUGACUCUGAACCGCUGAAGUGUCCACACACUGUAAAUACACUGAGGAAUAGAAGAUUUUGCCACGUCUCGCUCCGAUGAUGAGAAGUUUGUGAUCUACCUGCUGUACAGCUGAAUAGUGUUUCUUCCUGAUGAUGUGAAACUGAACCAACAACACACAAACUCUCAGAAAGUCCAUUCGGGGACACAAACCAAGAUGUCUAUCGCCAGCACUCCCACCAGCAACGAUGCCUGCCUGAGCAUCGUGCACAGCCUGAUGUGUCACAGGCAGGGGGGCGAGAGCGAGACGUUCGCCAAGCGGGCCAUCGAGAGCCUGGUGAAAAAGCUGAAGGAGAAAAAAGACGAGCUGGACUCUCUCAUCACCGCCAUCACCACCAACGGGGCCCAUCCCAGCAAGUGUGUGACCAUCCAGAGAACGCUAGACGGACGGCUGCAGGUGGCGGGACGAAAAGGGUUCCCACAUGUCAUCUAUGCCCGGCUGUGGAGAUGGCCCGACCUGCAUAAGAAUGAACUGAAGCACGUCAAAUACUGCCAGUUUGCCUUUGACCUCAAGUGUGACAGUGUGUGCGUCAACCCCUAUCACUAUGAGAGAGUGGUGUCUCCAAGCAUAGACUUGUCAGGACUGACCCUGAACAAUUCUGGAUCCAGCUCAGGAAUGAUAGUAAAGGAUGAGUACGAUUUUGACGGACAGCCGAGUUUGCCCUCCUUCGACGGGGGGCACUCCUUCCAGACCAUCCAGCACCCCCCAUCUGGCAGCCGGCCGGUCCCCUCUGAGGCGUUUGCAACCCCAAACCUGCUCCCACCUGCUGAGGCCUCCACGUCCGCCUCAUCAUCGUCCUUCCCCGCCAUCGCUGCUGGAUCAGGCGGUGCCAGCUCCACCUGGUCCAGGGGCAGCAGUUUCACCCCAAACACGCCGCACCAUACCAACGGUCAUCUACAGCACCACCCUCCUAUGCCAAAUCCAACACACUAUUGGCCGGUGCACAAUGAGCUCGCCUUUCAGCCGCCUAUAUCCAAUCAUCCAGCUCCUGACUACUGGUGUUCCAUUGCCUAUUUUGAGAUGGACGUUCAGGUGGGGGAGACGUUUAAAGUUCCCUCUUCUUGCCCCAUCGUGACAGUGGACGGUUAUGUGGACCCGUCGGGAGGCGACCGGUUCUGUUUGGGUCAGCUCAGUAACGUACAUCGCACUGAAGCCAUCGAAAGAGCCAGGCUUCACAUCGGUAAAGGGGUCCAGCUCGAGUGUAAAGGCGAGGGAGACGUGUGGGUGCGAUGCCUCAGUGACCACGCUGUGUUUGUCCAGAGUUACUACCUGGACAGAGAAGCGGGCCGGGCCCCCGGAGACGCUGUUCACAAAAUCUACCCCAGCGCAUACAUCAAGGUGUUUGACCUUCGACAGUGCCACAGACAGAUGCAGCAGCAGGCGGCCACAGCUCAAGCAGCAGCAGCAGCUCAGGCAGCAGCUGUGGCUGGAAAUAUACCUGGACCUGGAUCAGUAGGAGGCAUCGCUCCAGCUAUUAGUCUGUCAGCGGCGGCCGGUAUAGGGGUAGAUGACCUGCGGAGGCUGUGCAUCCUGAGGAUGAGUUUUGUUAAGGGCUGGGGACCAGACUACCCCCGCCAGAGCAUCAAGGAGACCCCAUGCUGGAUCGAGAUCCACCUGCACAGAGCUCUCCAGUUACUGGACGAGGUUCUGCACACGAUGCCUAUAGCAGACCCUCAACCACUGGACUAAACUGUUUCUAACUGCAGCAGUGUACUGAACCAGUGUAAGAGCCGUGAAGCUGUGACACUGAAACUGUCCCACAUGAGAAAAAUCCUUUGAGGUGUGUUUGAGGCUCUGGGAGGAGAAGUAAAUCCAGUCACACCAAAGCCAUAUAUGAAAGAUAUGUUCACCUAUAUUUCUGAUAGAUGGCUUUGAGUUGUGAUUGUGAGAGUAGAUGAGAUAUCACAAGUAGCUGCAGUCCUGAAGCACCACAACAUGCACAUCGAAGACCUGCAGGUCCCAUUAAAACUGGGAUGUUACACAGACUAAUCAUCGUCCCAGUAGUCAAAACCAUCAACGACUGACAGGUAUAGGAGUCAAUGAACAACGAGAACAUGUGAGCGCUGUGCAGCUGUGGGAUGAGACGCCGCACACAGAGCCUCUCGUAUCUAGUGUCUGCCGCUGCCUUUCUGCCCAUCACCUCUCUGCAGCUGUUACACUGAUCUACACCUGGGAGGACGAGCGAGUUCAGUCAUGUCGUCAGGAUGAACAGAAAAUCACUCGCGCUCUGAGCGGCAGGGAUCUCUGCUGGAUGUCUCGCUGAUCGCUGCCUCUCAGCCCACGGGGACCAGCCUGCUGGAUCAGGUCGUUCACAGACAUCCACUAACGUCAAAGAACGUGCGGCACUGAGAUUCUGGUUACAUCCAUAUUACUAUGGUUUCAUUUAAAAAAGCAUCAACUCUGCUACCAGGCGUCCACACUACUCUGGAGUGCUCGAGCUGCUAAAACAGAAGUUCAGAUAUCCUGCUGACUCUGUUUUAGUUUGAAAACUCUGGUUUCAGUCUGGUCGGGGAAAACGGUGAUGUUUGGAAAGUUGACACAGUCGCUUGUCGAUCGGGUAUUUUUGGUCACGACGUAGCCUUCGCUGUAGUAGUAUGGAUGAAGCUGUAUCACAGGGCAAGGGACAUGGUUUAUCAAUUGUCUCGUCCAGUCUGCUGGAGUUUAUCCACGUUUGUUAAAAUGUAGGUUUUCUCUAAUUUUAAUUAUUUUUUACUUGUAUUCGUUUAGAUUUUAUUGAGUUUUAUCUUCAGGCACACCUGACAGCCUGUACACAUACAUUUUUAAUCGGUGCAGCCCACGGUCUUGAUCCAGGUCUCUUGUUUUAGUUGGUUUACAGCGGUGUGAGGAUUUUUACCAGUUUCCCAGCAAUAUUGAUAUAUUUUAUUGGUUUUUAUUUUUGUUACUUUUAUUAAUUGCGUUAUAUUUUUGUAGCACUUUACUUUUUUUUCCUCUUGAUUUGAAUGAAAUAACCUUUAUUUUGUGACAUGAAUAAUAAGGGAGGGAAUAAGUUGGCGUAUAGUUGACAUAGGAUUGUUAGCAGCGACAACAUUAUAAUGCAAUCGUUUAAAAAAAAUACAAAUAAUCAGUUUUCACUCUAGACAUUUACACUAAUCUUUAGGGAUUCUUUGAGUUGUCAUUUUUCUUAUUGAUUUGCAGUUUUUUUCUGUUUAAUCCAUGUAAAUAACUUUGUUUUUUAAAUGCACGUCGAUAUUUGCAUGAACUUUUAAACGCAAAUAGAUCUUUUUAUCCCCACUCCUGUAUUUGGCAUGGGGUGCUUCACUCUGCCUGCAUUAGAUGAGGAAACUGGAUGAGUUGAAGAGGAGAACAUAAACACAGAGGGAAGCUACAUAGCCACAAUUCAUGUAAAUGAUUGAAUUUGAUUAUAAAAUCUCAACUUUUUAGCAGCAGAGCUCUUACAGAAAAUGUCUCCCAAGAUCAAAUUUUGUAAAAAUGAAGCAGCUCCUUCAGUAAAAUGAGUUCAAACAUAUAGUCUCUUUCUGUGCUUAUGUUGUAACGGGUAACACAAGAUUUGAUAUUGAUUUCAGCACGAGUGCCCUGUGCUGCAUGUGAUACCCUUUGUUACACUGCUUUUAAAGGCUUCUCUCAUAGAAUACACAGUGUCAUUUACAUACAAAUGCUUCAUUCAUUCUCCUCUUGUUGAGACUCGCAAACAUCCGAUCAUGUUCGAUAUUUUAUACUCCAAGUCUUUUUUUUUUGCACACUGUUUUUGUUGGUUAGAGCGACAGAGUAUUGGGGCCAUAUCGUAGAGAUGAAAUUCAGGUAUUUUGAGAAUACUAUUACUAGAAAAUGGUCUUGACUGAUAGAAAAAUUUUAACUUAAUGAGGAAAAAAGGUUGUAUUAGCAUAAUAAAGGAAAUACCCAGAGAGGAGAACUCGUGCUCUCCAGAGUUCCACUUCUUAUGGAUCCAAAACCAUCCAAUUGUUUUGAUAAACUACGAAACCUCUUUGAAUAUCAGGCAAUGUAACCAACGAUAUUCUCCUCUGAGAAGAAACAAGUUCCUCCAAUUUGUUUGGUUCUUUCUUCGGAAUAGACUCUUAAUUUCUCACGCAAUCUUUUCAAAGUCCUGAAACUUAUAUCGUGGUGCUGAUGUGACAAUAAAUUCAAGAUUUAGUUAUUUCAGAUAAUUGUAGUAUAAGUUGCUCCACGUUCUCUUAUUAACAGACAGGAUGAUAAUCUCAUAUUCCUCAAAAAGGACUAAAAUUAGUUUUAUCCUCAUAAAAUAACUAUUAUUAAAAUAACUAAUAUUAUUCUCAAAGUCUGGGUUUUUCCCCUUUAAGUGGCCCUAAUCCUCCAUUGUAAGUCACUGUUGACUUACAUUUGUUCUAGGUUAAGUUUGGGUCUUUUCAUCAGAGGACAUUUUUAACGUUUGUUUCCUGCCGAGUGAUUCUUCAUGUCCUCUGUUCCAUUCUCCUGUUUCACUAAAGCUAAUCAUUGUACAAGGAGUUUCUACAUCAGGGAAGAAAAGAGUCAACGCUUGAGGUUUAUUCACAUAAUUAUGCAUCUGAUUUAUCGAGUGGCAGGAAGAGAGGUAUUUGAAAGAAAUGAGGCCGAACUCUGGAGAAACUGUUAUAUCCUGUUUGACUUUGCGCUGGACAGAGGUUUUCUAUUAGUUGCCGUUAUUAGGAGCCUGAAGACACAGUUGGGAUGAACUGAUGUUGACUACUAUGACAGAUGAAUUUUACCUGUAUUUCUUAUGUGAAAGACUAUAAUUAAACAUGGCCUGAUA